CCGCGGCCAUUUCGCAGCAACGAUGGCCGCACUCGCGGACAUACGGUGUGCAUGCGAAGCCUGCACGAAAAUUCGUUCAACUGUCGACCGCAUAUUUUGCAUUUUAGACCUGUACGGUUGGUUAUUAGAUUCUUAUGUCGUGGACUUUUUCGAGGAGAGAUUAUGGGACAAAUUGCCGGAAAGUUGGAGAUUCGCUUUGCAAAAUACGUCUCCGCAAGAGUUCGGCAAAUGGUUGUCGGGAGACACCUCUUGCACCCAAGUGUGGCCUUUGUCGUUACUUGCGCUUCGUCAAGCGACUAACAGUUUGCAAAUUAAUAGAAAUCACGAGGAUCCAGAGGGCAUUAUAUCUUGCAAAUUGAAUAAUAUAAUGCAGGAGAUUGAUGAAAGAAAAUUGAGUGAAGGCAAAGUGAAUGUAACGAAUGAAUCUAGUCUCCUAGAUAGUAAAUUCGAUAAAUUAUUCUCGAAGCAUAUAAAAAAGAAAAAGAAAUACGAAAUACAAGAAAUAGCUAGAGUAUGCGCAAACUGUGCUUACGAUUCUAAUUGUAAAUGUAUUGUCGAUAUCGGGGCUGGAAUGGGUCACUUGGCACGUAUCUUGGCAUUUCAACAUGGAUUCUGUGUUACCUGUAUCGAACAAGAUUAUACGUUGUUACAACAAGCUAGAAAAUGGGAUCAAGAAUUAUUGCUGUCUGUAAAAAAGCAUUUACCUAAUUUUGAUGAGAAGAGUCCACAGCAUUAUCCAGCUAAAUUGGAGUUAUCUAAUUUAGUCGAAUCAGAAUUGGUCAGUCAUUUACAAGAUUUAUUUCAGAAUGGAUUUAAUUUAACCAAAACAGACACUACAUUUGGUCUUGUAGGACUUCAUCCCUGCGGUGAUUUAGCUCCUUUGUUGUUAAGGUUUUAUACCUCCAGAAGCGAAGCCAAAUUCAUUUGUAUCGUUGGAUGUUGUUACAUGAAAUUAACUUUAAGAUCGGAGAUAGGUCGAUCGAAGGGUUAUCCACUUAGCCAGUACCUGAUAUCGCGUAAAGAUAAUGCAUUGAGUUACAUGUCGUUGGAAGUAGCAUGUCACGCCAUAGAAAAGUUCUGUGAUAAAUUGAAGACUGGGAAUUAUGAAGAUUUAAUAGUACACACUUAUAGAGCAGCGUUAGAAACCAUUUUAGUCAAGAAAACCGAAAAAUUGCGACAUAGCCAAUUAAGGAACGUCAAGGUAACAAAAGGCAUGACGUUUCAACAGUACUGCAUUGCAGCAACGUCGCAUUUUGAGACUCGCUUACAACCAGAAGACAGCGAAAUUAAUAAUUCAGAAAUUGCCGGCCACUUAAAUUGCUGGCAACAAGUUCUAAUGUUCGGGUCGUUACGAAUAAUGUUGGCGCCAUUAGUAGAGACAGUUGUGCUGCUCGAUAGAUUUUUAUUUCUAUCCGAAAACAACUUAUCCCCAACGUUGAAACCCGUAUUCGAUGGCAAAUUGUCGCCACGGAAUCUAGUGCUAAUGUCUAGGAAAAUGAAUUAGUCGAUUAAUCGUUCCGAAUUUACCCCCUCGAUAGCUGUUUCGAACACGAAUCGAUCCGCCGCAACGGAAAACAUUUCCGGAAUCGCAGUUCCCGCGUCCACGAAUCAAAGUUGGCCCGACUUACAAUGUGCCUUUGAUUGGACAAUACCAUUUAAUUACAACUCUCGAUGAACAA
This is a messenger RNA of Megalopta genalis, 1679 nucleotides long. Its product is annotated as methyltransferase-like protein 25B. The record is from RefSeq and is a predicted model, not a curated record. NCBI's taxonomy places the organism in Eukaryota, Metazoa, Arthropoda, Insecta, Hymenoptera, Halictidae.